AAUGAACAGUUUGGCCCGAGGGCCGAGGCCCUGCGUCUCCACCCUGUGUCGUUGCCUGGAAAACGCGACAGUGCGACAGCAGUGUCAAGCUCGCAACAACAACAAGAACAACGAUAACAGCAACAAGCAGAAGAUCAGCAACACUGGCUGCAGCACAUUGAAAAGUACGUUCCUAGGCACUAUUGGUAGUACUUUGGGCCCGCACAGUGCGGCCGCCCGAUCGUUUGCGUCUGCAUGGAGUCAAUGAGACGUAACGAGGCAAACACUAGCCACCACCCGAAUAAGGUGGCCCUGAAUAGCAGCAACGUAGCAACGGAAAGCAAUAUUAAGAAUAAAUUGUUAGCUAAUUUAAGUGCGGCAAACGCAACAACAGUAGCAGCAGCAGCAGCAGCAGGAACAGCGGCUACAGUAACAACAACAGGAGCAGCAGCAACGACAACGGUAGCCACAAACCAAGCAUUGAAUUUCAAUAACAAAGUGAAGGCAACAACAGCAACGAAUAAUUUGCAAGGCAACAGUGCGAUUAAGAAGCAUACGAAAUUGAUUGGCGCUAGCAAAACAAACGCCGCAAAUACAACGACAACAAACAACUCAACGGCGUCGGCGAGCAGCAGCAGCUCAUCUAAUUCAAGUGAAUCAAAGGAUACUAACUUUGAGUACGAGGACGAGUGGAAUAUUGGCGGCAUACCAGAGCUGCUGGACGAUCUAGACGCUGACAUUGAAAAGUCGGCGGCGCAUUCGGGUGGUGGCAACCAAACGACAGCAACACCAGCACCAACAACAGCAGCAACAACAGCGACGACGACGACAACGCUAAAUGCUAAACAAGCAAACAGCACAGCAGCAGCAACAUCAUCAUCAUCAUCAUCGACAACAGCUGCAGGAGCAGGAGCAGCUCACAAAUCGCACAAGACCACAUUGCAUAGCAAUUUGUCGGCCACAUCGCCAACCACAAUUAAGUUCACACGCCAGCCCAUUGCCAGCGGCAGCGCCAACGCAACGCCAGCAGCGGCAACAGCAACUGGCAGCAGCAGCAGCUCAGCUGUGUUGUCCAACAGUAAAAGUUCGUCCUCCUCGUCCGCGGGCAAGCAUCAUCAUCACCAUCACCACCAUCAUCAUCAUCAUCAUAGCACAGCUGGUAAGGGCUACAAAUCUGCAUUAGUCGCACAAUUGACUAGCCCUGGUCUCAAUCACAACAACAACAACAACAACAAUCAACAGCAGAAUAAAAACAGCAGCAACAGCGGCGGUAGCAGCAGCAGCAGCAGCAGCAACAGCGCAGCCAACGCAGGCACAACCGGCAGCACAUUGUCAUCCUCGACAUUUGCCGGCUUCUCCAAAGGCGGCAACUUGGUGUCCUCCUGCGUCAGCCAGUCUUCCUCCACAACAGGCAGCAUCAGCAGCGGCGGCAGUGGUCAACAGCAAGCCAAACUUUCCGCUGGCGGCAUGUCCUCGCAAACAGGCAGCGGCAGCGGCAGCAACACUAGCAACAACAGCAGCAGCAACAACAACAGUAGCAGCAGCGGCAGCAGCAGCAGCAAUAAUAACAGCAGCAGCAUAAACAGCAACACAAUUGGUGGCGCCACAGUUGGUGGGCAAAGUUCGCAAAGCGGCAGCGGUAAAUCGAGCGCAAAAAUGUCCAUUGAUCAUCAGGCAACGCUCGAUAAAGGACUCAAAAUGAAGAUCAAACGCACCAAGCCUGGCACAAAGAGCUCCGAGGCCAAACACGAAAUAGUCAAGGCCACAGAUCAACAGCAGCAACAGCAGAACGGUGCAUUGGGCAACAGCAGCUCCAACAGCAACAGCCAGCAGGAGGACGGCGGCAGCAGCAGCACCAGCAGCAGCAGCGGCGGCGGCGGUGGCAUGAGCAACAGCAGCGGCAGCGGCAAUGCGAAUCCGUCUUCCUUAAGCAACAACUCGAGCGGCAGCAACAACUCGGGCAGCGGCAACUCUUCCGGCUCUAGCAGCAGCAGCAGCAGCAGCAAAAAGCAUCUCAACAAUUCCAGCAGCGGCGGCAACAACAACAGCAGCAGCAACAGCGGCGGCGGCGGCACCAAUCCAAACAAUUCACACGGCAGCAACAGCGGCAGCAGCAGCAGCAACAACAAUGCACAGUCAACGCCGCAGGGCAACAAGCGCGGCAGCUCUGGGCAUAGGCGCGAGAAGACCAAGGACAAGAACGCACAUUCCAAUCGCCUCAGCGUGGACAAAUCAGCUGCAUCGGCAGCUGGCGAAAAGGACACGCCCGAGAAGAACGCCAGCAACAACAAUAACAACAGCAGCAACAACAACAACAGCAGCAGCAACAAUUGUCAGUGCAACGGCGAUGUUGCUGGCGCCGGCUCGGCGCCACCCUGCUCGCAUCACGCCUGCAUACGACGCAUGAGCAACAGCAGCGGCAGCAACAGCUCGAGCGCAACGGCUGUGCCGCCGGGCGUAUUCACGCCCUCGGCUGGCUCCCCGGCAGCUGUUGUCUCGGCGGCUGCCUCGCUGCUGGCUGCAACGACGGCGGCAACCAGUGCCUCGCAAGCAGCAACAGGCAAUGCUGGCGGCGGCAGCAGCAUAAAUGCAGGUGCCGCCAAUGCGCCUGGGCCGCCGGGCAAGGAUGCCAGCAUUAAAAUCUCCUCACACAUUGCCGCACAGCUGGCCGCAGCGGCUGCCUCGAGCGGCAGCAACAGCAGCAACGCCAACAGCAGCAGCAACAGCAACAACAGCAGCAGCUACGCGGGCAGCCAGAAUAGCAAGGCGGCCAGCCUGGCACAGGCCAAACUGAUGGCUCCGGGCAUGAUCUCAGCCACCAUGCACCACACGAUUUCGGUGCCCGCGGGCAGCGCUGGCACCGGUGGCGCCGGCGAUGAGGAGAGCAAAUCUCCGCCAGCUAAACGUGCCAAGCAUAGCGAUAACAGCAAAGAUAUGGUCGAUAUAUGCAUUGGCACAUCCGUUGGCACCAUCACCGAGCCGGAUUGCCUCGGACCCUGCGAGCCGGGCACCUCGGUCACCCUCGAGGGCAUCGUUUGGCACGAGACCGAGGGCGGUGUCCUCGUUGUGAAUGUUACGUGGCGCGGCAAGACCUAUGUGGGCACUCUGCUCGAUUGCACCCGACACGAUUGGGCUCCUCCAAGAUUCUGUGAUUCACCAACUGAAGAAUUAGAUUCUCGAACUCCAAAGGGACGCGGCAAGCGCGGACGCAGCGCAGGUUUAACGCCCGAUCUGAGCAACUUUACCGAAACCAGAAGCUCGAUCUACUUCUCGCAUGCCCAGGUGCACUCGAAGCUGCGCAAUGGCGCCACCAAGGGACGCGGCGCGACACGCAGCGCUUCCGGGAACGCAACAAACAGCAGCAGCAGCUCCUCGGGCAAUGGCGGCAGCGGCGGAGGUGGUGGUGGCAAUGGUGGUGCCACGCCCAGCACUUCACCCACAGCAUUUUUGCCGCCGCGGCCGGAGAAGCGCAAGUCGAAGGAUGAGGCGCCCUCGCCACUGAACGGCGAUGCCGCCGAUGGCGCUGGGGGCAUGGUGAGCAUGGUGAAUGCCAGCGGCAUACCCAUCUCGGCCAGCGGCGGUGGCCUGGCCACCCAGCCGCAGAGCCUGCUCAAUCCAGUGACCGGACUCAAUGUGCAAAUCAACACAAAGAAAUGUAAGACUGCCUCGCCCUGCGCGAUCUCACCGGUGCUGCUCGAGUGCCCCGAGCAGGACUGCAGCAAGAAGUACAAGCAUGCCAACGGGCUGCGCUAUCAUCAGUCGCACGCGCACGGCGCCAGCAGCAGUAGCAGCGGCGGCGGCGGUGUUAGCUCCAUGGACGAGGAUUCCAUGCAGGCGCCCGAGGAGCCAGCAACUCCGCCAUCCCCGUUGCCAGCAACAGCUGCAACAGCAGCAACAGUUGCAGGUGGUGCAGCGGCAACAGCAGCAGCAGCCACAGCAACCGCAGCAGCAGCACCACCAGCAACUACAGCCGUGUCGCCCGCAGCCAGCUGCGCAGCCUUGGCCAAUGGCAGCACAUCAGUCCCAACCGCCAAGGCAACGCCUGCUGCUGCGCCAGAUUCCAGCAACGCAGCAGCCAACAGUGCAAUGAGUACGGCUGCCGGCACAGCAGUGGCGGCCACAGAUGUGGCGGCCGCUGUUGCUGCGGCACCCUUGGCCGUGCUGCCGCUGGUGGUUGCGGCGGCAGCAGCGCAACAAGCGCCGCCCGCAACGCCCACCCAGGCGCAACCACAGGCGCUACUGGCGCCAGGCAACAUGCCCGGCAAUCAGCCAAUUGCUGGCGGCAGCAUCACCGCCGGCAUCUCUACACAGGCGCUGUCCCAGCACCAGCAACAGCUGCUGGGCGGCCUCGUCGGCGCCGGAUUGCCGGCCAUGCUGUCCGAGCAGCAGCAGCAGGCGCUGCUACAGCAGGGUGCAUUAAAAGCUGGUGUAUUGCGCUUUGGCCCACCGGAUGCGGCGGCCCUGCAGCAGCAACAGCAGCAGCCACCUGGUGUAAACACACAACAGUCGCCGCCUGGACAAAGUCCACUGCGUCCGCCCAGCCUGGCACAGGAUGUACAACAGCCGCCCGCCGGCUAUGUGGGACAGCAGCAACAGCAGCCGCCGCCGGGCUUAAAGAGCACGCCCGGAUUUGGUUCCGCCUCAGUGGGCGCCGGUAGCAAACCGAAGAAGAACCGCAAGUCGCCCGGUCCGGGCGAUUUCGAUGGCGGCGUUUCGCGCGAGGAUGUGCAGAGUCCAGCGUACAGUGAUAUAUCGGAUGACUCCACGCCCGUUGCAGAGCAGGAGCUACUGGACAAGUCGCAGCCGGGCAAGCACAUUGAGCUGCUUGCCAAGAAGCCCAGCGAGGUGGGCGUGCCGGCAGCGCCCACGCCCAAUAUACCACCCUCCCUAGCCGGUUAUGGCAUGUACCAGUUCUACCCAGCGCAACAACAACAACAGCCGCCGCCGCUGCCACAGCAGCCCCAGCCGCAGUACAUGGUGCAACCCGGUCCGGAUGCACUGCAGCCGGGUAAACCGUCGCUGCAGCAGCCGGGGGCACCGCCAGCUACCUCACAGACGCCACAGUCGCAUCUGCUGGCGCCGCCCACACAGCAGGCCGUUGCCCAUCUCGCCGAUUACAGCAACAAGAACAAGGAGCCGCCGCUGGAUCUGAUGACAAAGCCGCCGUCGCAGGCGAGCGUACAGCAGCAGCUGCAGCAACAGCAGCAGCAGCAGCCCGAGAACAAUGGCAAGGAUACGGGUCCGCCCACAUCGCAGCCGACUCAGGUGCAGCCGCCGCCGGUCAAUCUCAGCGCUGUGACUGGACCGCCGCCGGGCGCUCUGCCGCCAGGCAUAGCCGGUCUGGGCGGACUAACGCCCGCCAAGACCCUGGGUCACUUCUAUCCCUACAAUUUCAUGCCGCCGGGCUAUCCAUACAGCGUGGAUCCCAACUUUGGACCCGUUUCAAUUGUGGCCUCCGAGGAGGCGGCCAAGCUGGGCGGGCAUCCCGGCCUGCAGGCCAGCGCACAGGCGCAGGCACAACAGCAACAACAACAACAGCAGCAGCAACAGCUCUCCGGCAUCAGCAUUAAGGAGGAACGCAUCAAGGAGAGUCCCAGCCCGCAUGAGAAUCCCAAGCAUAUGCCGCCACAGCAGCAGCUGCUGGCCAACAAGCUGAUCAAACAGGAGCCGCUGAUCAAGCAGGAGAUCAAGCAGGAACCCAACAGCAAUAUGGGUCAGCAGCCGCCGCCGCCGCAGCAUCAGCAACAACAGCAGCAGCAGCCGCCGCCGCAGCCGCAACAACCACACGCUUUGCAUCCAAAAGAUCUGCAGGCGCUGAGCGCUUAUCAUCCAAGCAUCUAUCAACGCCAUUCCAUGAGCUUGGCGGCAGCGCGCGAGGAUGAGCUGCGACGCUACUACAUGUUCUCGGAUCAGCAGCGGCGUCAGAAUGCUGCAGCCGUGGCUGCGGCACAGAGUGCAUCCGGCAUGCAGCCACAUCCCGGCAUGCCGCCCCAGCAUAAGGAUGAGUCCAGCCUCAGCGCGCAACAGCAGCAGCAGCAGCAACAACAGCAGCAGCAGCAGCUUUCGCUUGCACAGCAUCAGCAGCAGGCGCUGCAGCAGCAUCAUCAGCAUAUGCAACAACAACAGCAGCAGCACCAGCAACAACAGCAGCAGCAUCAACAGCAGCAGCAGCAGCAACAGCAGCAGCAACAACAGCAGCAGCAGCAGCAGCAGCAGCAACAACAACAACAGCAGCAUCAACAACAGCAGCAGCAACAACAACAGAAGCUUAAGCAAUCGCAGGCAGCCAGCGCCGCGGCCAAUAACAAAGCCACCAACCUGACCAAGGAGUCGCCCAAGCAAAAGGGCGCAAGCAGCUCCGCCGACGAUGAUCAGCAGCAGCAGCAGCUGAAGGUCAAACAGGAGGGCCAGAAGCCCACCAUGGAAACGCAGGGUCCGCCGCCGCCUCCCACUUCACAAUAUUUUCUGCAUCCCUCGUACAUUUCGCCUACACCGUUCGGCUUUGAUCCCAACCAUCCCAUGUACCGCAAUGUGUUAAUGUCUGCCGCCGGGCCGUAUAAUGCGCCGCCGUAUCAUUUGCCCAUAACGCGCUAUCAUGCGCCUGAGGAUCUGUCGCGCAAUACGGGCACCAAGGCGCUGGACGCACUGCAUCACGCGGCCAGCCAAUAUUAUACCACGCACAAAAUCCAUGAGCUAAGCGAACGCGCACUCAAAUCUCCAACCAGCGCUAGCGGUCCGGUCAAGGUGAGCGUCAGCAGUCCCAGCCUGGGACCACCGCAGCCCGGUGGCGGGCCUGGCAACAGUGGACCCGGCUCUGGACCCAAUGUGCUGGGAGGCAAUGGUCCCAAUCAGCAGGGCUCAACGCCGGGCGGUGCAGGCGGUGUACCGCUGAAUCUGCAACCACCGCCGGGCAGCCUGGGCGGCCCGCCGCCAAAUAAACCCGAAAUGGCUGGCCAAAAAUCACAUGGCGCGGCGCCAGGCGGUGCGCUCGAUGCGCAUAAACAGCCGCUGCCCGGCGCACCGCCCAUCGGCGCUGGCCCGGCCGGCAAUGGAGCUGUAGGUGUGGUCGGCGGUGCUGGCAAUGGCGCUGCUGGUGGUGCCGGUGCCGCCGAUUCGCGCAGCCCGCCGCCGCAGCGGCAUGUGCACACACACCAUCACACACACGUAGGCCUCGGCUAUCCCAUGUACCCAGCGCCCUAUGGAGCGGCCGUCUUGGCCAGCCAACAAGCGGCUGCAGUAGCUGUGAUAAAUCCAUUUCCGCCGGGACCGUCAAAAUGAGAACCACUGAAUGGCAGCAACGAGAAGAAGGCCUACAAUGUGAAAAACAACUAGCGGGGAAUGGGAACGGGCACGGGUUCGAGCAGGGACACGCGAACGUGAGAUGGAUCGGAAUUGGAAUUGGCAUCGAAAGGGAAUGCGUAACUGGAAGAGGCAGUGGUUGAUAAAUACCCAAUUGCAUUUGCUAUUAGCCCUGGGCGAGCACACAUUAAGCAUAUAUAGCAUAUAUAUAAUAUUUUUACAAUGUUACAACAAAAAAAACAACAAC
This is a messenger RNA of Drosophila novamexicana, 7525 nucleotides long. RefSeq names its product mucin-19. Gene Ontology annotation, biological process: regulation of transcription by RNA polymerase II. The record is from RefSeq and is a predicted model, not a curated record. Lineage: Eukaryota; Metazoa; Arthropoda; Insecta; Diptera; Drosophilidae. The coding region runs from base 235 to 7257 and encodes 2340 amino acids. The transcript is spliced from 12 exons. Gene Ontology annotation, cellular component: nucleus.